UCCUCCCAUUAUCCACAGAUGCAAUGGUAAAGAUGUCCUGUGGGCUUUUCUGAAGGACAAGUUAGCUGAGCGCCAAGCCUGAGAAUGCCGGGGCUGAGAGCACCCUCGGAUUAUUCCGGAGAACCAGCUCGACACCCAUGCCUUCGUGUUAACUCCAAGGAACCAUUCAAUGCUGAGCCACCGCGUUCUUUGUUGAUUUCCUCAUAUUUAACUCCUGCAGAUUUCUUUUACAAGAGAAAUCAUGGCCCUGUACCAAUUGUUGAUGACAUCGAAAGAUACUGCAUCUCAAUUUCUGGUUUACUAGAAAAGCCCAAACAGCUUCGGAUGAAGGAUAUCAGGAUGCUUCCAAAGUAUAAUGUCACUGCCACACUGCAGUGUGCAGGUAAUAGAAGGACUGCUAUGAGCAAGACCAAAGCGGUCAAAGGAGUUGGUUGGGAUGUUUCUGCCAUUGGAAAUGCUGUUUGGGGUGGUGCUAAAUUGGCUGAUGUGCUUGGACUUGUUGGAAUACCGAAGUUGACAAGUAUCACUCAAUUUGGUGGAAAACAUGUAGAAUUUGUUAGCAUUGACAAGUGUAAGGAGGCAAAUGGAGGCCCUUACAAGGUAUCAAUUCCACUAGAUCAGGCCACAAAUCCUGAUGCAGAUGUUCUUCUCGCUUAUGAGAUGAAUGGAGAACCUCUCAGUAGGGAUCAUGGGUAUCCAUUACGUGUGGUUGUUCCCGGUGUUAUUGGAGCUCGCUCUGUUAAGUGGCUUGAUUCCAUCAAUAUCAUUGCAGAAGAAAGUCAGGGUUUCUUCAUGCAAAAGGACUACAAAAUGUUCCCUCCCUCAGUGAACUGGGAAAACAUUAACUGGUCAACCAGGAGACCCCAAAUGGAUUUUCCUGUCCAGUGUGUUAUAUGUUCUCUGGAAGAUGUGAGCACAGUAAAGCCUGGGAAGGUAAAAAUUAGCGGAUAUGCAGUAUCUGGGGGUGGCAGAGGCAUAGAGAGAGUAGAUAUAUCUGUUGAUGGAGGCAGAACUUGGCUGGAAGCUUCAAGAUUUCAGAGAAGUGGCAUUCCCUACGUAGCAGAUGAUGCUAACAAUGACAAAUGGGCAUGGGUGCUGUUUGAGGUCACAGCUGAUAUUCUUCGUAGCACUGAAAUUAUUGCAAAAGCGGUAGAUUCAGCUUCAAAUGUGCAACCUCAAAAAGUAGAAGACAUUUGGAACUUGAGAGGGAUAUUAAACACUUCAUGGCAUCGGAUUCAAGUCCAAGCAGGUCACUCAAACUUGUAAAAGUUUCGCGGCUUUUGUGUGUGUUGCCAUGAACCAGCACUCCAUAUUCAACUGUUUAUGUUUCUCAUCCCGUAUGACAUGUGUAGCAAAGAGAGUUCUUGGUCAAGGAACUUCUGAGGCUCUGAAUAAGAUUAAACAUUAACUUGGAUAAUGUAUAAUUCAUUUGUUAUGGCCCAGAAUCUUCUUAUCCAAUAGACAUAAAUUAGCUGUCAGUAUGAUGACUAA
This is a messenger RNA of Prosopis cineraria, 1491 nucleotides long. RefSeq names its product sulfite oxidase-like. The record is from RefSeq and is a predicted model, not a curated record. Gene Ontology annotation, cellular component: mitochondrion. The transcript is spliced from 12 exons. Bases 85 to 1266 code for a protein of 393 amino acids. Lineage: Eukaryota; Viridiplantae; Streptophyta; Magnoliopsida; Fabales; Fabaceae. Gene Ontology annotation, molecular function: molybdenum ion binding; oxidoreductase activity.